This is a messenger RNA of Chanos chanos (milkfish), 1373 nucleotides long. RefSeq names its product immunoglobulin superfamily, member 5b (gene igsf5b). Lineage: Eukaryota; Metazoa; Chordata; Actinopteri; Gonorynchiformes; Chanidae. Bases 123 to 1169 code for a protein of 348 amino acids. The record is from RefSeq and is a predicted model, not a curated record. The transcript has 9 exons.
GGAAAAGUUUGGGUUUACACAGACAUAUUGUGAAUUAAGGGCAUCACUGCCAGCGCCUGUCUAGGAAAAUCAACACAAAAGAAUUAAGCUUUGAACGACGGCAUGACUGUUACCAAGACAAUAUGCCUACAUCCCUCCGGCUAACGGUUCUGCUAUGCGCGAUACAAGCACUUGCAUCAGAAAUGGAGUUGAUACCAAGUAACGUUACAGUGCUACGUGGCGACGAGGUUCGCUUCAACUGCAGCACACGGAGAUCGUGGGACGUGAUGGUGUGGUUAUUGAGUUCGAGGACCGUCAUGACCAUCUCGGCCCUUUACGGGCGAUUGGGUGACGAUGUCAGAUACGGUGCGGUGAACCACUCGACCUCUGAAAAGUCAGUGUGGGAGUUUGUUCUGUGGAAUGCCUCACUCAGCCGCACGGUCCAGGAGGUCGCCUGUGACCUCCAGAAUAUUGAUAGAAAAACAGCGGCUCUGUUUGUCCAAGAGACGGGCAGUGUGAGGAUUGUGGGUGACAGACCCGUUCAGAAGGGGGAGCUGGUUCUUCUGCACUGCGCGGCUGAGGGCUGGUUCCCAGAGCCCGCUGUGGUCUGGAUCGUGAACGGGAAAGAAGCGGGAGGCGACGAAUACAACGUCACCAGUAUCCAGGACUCUGCGGGACUGUUCCACUCCAACAGCACCCUGGGUGUCCGCGCCGAGAGGACGACCACAGUGGAGUGUCAGGCAUCGGUGACCGCUCUCUCUGCGCCCCAACGCCACAAUAUCACGCUGGCCGUGGUUUCAGAGGACAACACCGUGCUGAUCGCCGUGACGACCUCAGUCUGCGUCCUCGUCCUGUUGCUCCUCGCCGUCGGCAUCGUUGUCUGGUUCAGAACGAUAGCGGCCAAAAUGGAUGAGCAGGAUGAGAGAAGCUUAGAUCAGCAGGAUCGUGAGCGAAACUCUGCGGUCUCAGACACAGGGGGAAGGGUCAACCCGGGAUACCUCUCCGAGGGUCGCACAGACACAGGCUGCAAUGACCUCAGUGGCAGUGACUACAGGCAGACAAACCCUAUCAGCGCCAGGAAGAUUCCUGACGUCGUCUAUGCAAAUAUUCGAACAGUCAGAAGCGAGGACAGUCACAGUUCAACAGGCAGUGAUGGCGUUAAAAGAACACGUCUUGUUACUACUGUUUAAGUUUACUGGUUGACCCCUGAAACCCGUGUUUCCACUGCUUACACAGUAACCAUAGUGAUGGAUUUAGAACUCAUCCCCGUGUUCCAACCCGAAGGUUCUGUGUUCUGAUUACAAUGUGUCCUUGUGUCUGGGAAGUGUGCUGUUAUUCUGCAAUAACAAACAAACAAUAAACAGUGUGCACACUCACACUCGACACACACAGAC